Molecule: messenger RNA, 2151 nt
Organism: Debaryomyces hansenii CBS767
Lineage: Eukaryota; Fungi; Ascomycota; Pichiomycetes; Serinales; Debaryomycetaceae
Exons: 1
Coding region: 1-2151 (716 amino acids)
Biological process (GO): intra-Golgi vesicle-mediated transport
Cellular component (GO): Golgi membrane
Source: RefSeq, a predicted model, not a curated record
AUGGCAGAAGAAGAUAAAGCCAGUUCAAACCCAGGACUAGAUACAAAAAUUUCUAAAGUCGAACAGGUGCAAGAAAUCAAAGGUAAAUCGCAAACCUCGACUUCAUUCCAUUCUGCAUUACAGACGUGGACACAAAUUGAUCUUCCUUCGCUACAAAAGAAAUUGGAUGUUCAAGGGUUGGAGUUGAAAGAUGAUCAGGCAGACUCUUUAUUACGUAGGAAAAAUUUGGCCACUAAGACCAAAGAGUUCAGAAAGUUAGAAGACCCUGACAAACUCGAUCAAAUUAAAGGAUUACUCAAGUUGUAUCAAAAUGAAAUUGACUCUUUAACAAAUAAGAAGAAAGACGUGGAGGGCUAUUUCUUUGGGUUUUACCGGUUGUUGGCAGAAGCACCGGAUCCUAGACCUCUCUUGGAAUUAUCGUUGGACGCGGUAAUCGCAUCCUCUGAGACUGAAUCAUUACGGAAGGAAGUAUCAAAAUUAAACGACGAGUUAUCAAAGAAGGCUGAUUAUGAUCAAUUGAAACAGAGGCUUUUGAGAAAUGAACAGAAAUCAGCAGAAUUGUUAAGUUCCAAGUUGCAUGCCAAAGAAGAAGAGUUCAAGGCAUUGAUUGAUGAAAAACAGAGCAAUUGGCUCGAAAAAGAGAAGAACUAUGAAAAGCAAAUGCACGAGACGAAGGCAAAAGUGGAGGAAUUAAGAACUUCCAAAGAAGUCACCGAGUUGCAAUUGACAUCGCAUAAUAAGCAGCUUGGAAGUACGGAAACGAAUGCGUCUGCUUCUGUAUUAGCAGAAUUAGAAAUAGUUUCAAGAGAUGCAGAAUCAGCUAAGAAAAGGGUAUUUGAAUUGGAAAAGAGAAAUGAAGAACUCAGACGAGAGUUAUCUAGAUCCAAGAGUGAUGUCGAAAGAAAGAAUUUGAAGGAAGAAUAUGAGAAAAAGGUUUCAGAGCUUGAAGGGGAGAAUGCUUUAUUGAUUGCUAAUUUAGAUCAGCAUAGAAAGAAAUUGGAUGGCAUAACUAAGGAAAAUGCAAACAAGACCGAUUCAUUCAAUAGAGAAAUUUCUCAAUUGACGCAGGAGGUUAAGAAUUGUAAAGAAAAGCUUGAAAAAACAGGCGACUACGACGAAAUAAAGCGUGAAUUGUACUUAAUAAGACAAAUUGAAUUCGGACAUGACGAAGAUGGUGUUGAAGAUGGGGCCGAUUCUGACGGAACCGAUAAUAACCGCAAGCAAAUUGAUUCGCUCUUGAUUCAAAGAAAUAAAACCUUAACUCAGGGAUUGGCCGAUUUCAGAUCUCAGCAUGAGGAUUUAACUAACAGAAUCAACCAUUUGGAUUCUAAGCUUACUAAGGCAAAUGAAGAAUUAGUCAAGGCGCAGGAGUUGAACCAAAGGUUAGAAAAUGACUUAGCAGGUGUGCAAGACGGACAAAAGUUUAACGACAACAUGAGCAUGAUCUCAGGCGUGAGUAGAAUAACCCCAGGGCGUCCGAAAAAUGGAAGUAUUGCAUCUUUAAACACAGUCGGCUCGUCACCUGCGGGUGAUGUGUCAUCCAUAUUACCAAUAAUUACCAAACAAAGAGACAGAUUUAGAGAUAGGAAUAAUGAGUUGGAAGAUGAUCUCAGGAAACAGUACAAUAUUGUUAGCGAUUUGAAGAGACAAAUGAACAGCCUUAAGAAAGAUAAUGAGGAAUUAUAUGAAAGAACUAGAUAUUUGGCAUCCUUCAAGAACAGCAAUAAUAGUGGAUCAACAGAGACCCAGUCAUUUAGCUCCAGAACAUCUAAUAGAAGACUUCUCCAGCCUAAACCAAAUUCAAUUGAUCUUGAGCGCAACCCAUACCAAGAAACGUACGAAUCCAAAUUGCACCCCAUCGAACAAUUUAGAGUCCGCGAACAGGAAAGAAUUAGUUCAAAGCUUUCCCCAAUAGAGCGAUUAUUUAUUUCACUUACAAGAGCAAUUCUUGCUACUAGAACUACCAGAAUGCUAUUUAUGGUAUAUUGUUUCGGCCUACACUGUAUUGUUAUGUUUAUAACAAUUUAUGCUAUGGGCUUAAGUACCCGAAUGAUUCCAGAAGUGGGUAUGAAUAACAGUACAGGCGGAGUUGCAAACGGAGUCGCAGGAGGCCCUGAUUCCAUAGAUAAUGUAACUGAAGCUAUUCCUUAG